AUGGCGGAACGUAUGGCCUCUUCUGAGGCCCCGACGACAGUCACAUCUGAGGAUUCCCCUCAUCCUGUGAGCUCUUUUUACUCAUCUUCUUAAAUAUUUUGACAUUUCGUUGCGUCAACUUUUCUUUUUGCAUCCUGACUUGGAUUUCCCAUUACACAUGCAGCAGUUGUACUUCUUAAAAAAUAUUCCCUAUUAUAUUUCGUACCACUUACAGAUUAUGCAGGUUUUCCGCAAUGCUUUGUUUUCCUUGAGCGAACAAUCACCGUCUUAUCCGUUGUUUGGAGAUAUGAUCACUGCGUAAUGACCUGGCCACGCAACAGAGAUACUUCUGUGUUCGUCUGUUUGCUCUUAAUUAAAGCUCGCAUUUUCUACCCGGAUUUGGGCCUCUUGAGUAACUUUUCGGGUUGGUUUCACAGGAUAUUUGCCUUGCUUUACUUGGUUCUGGCGUGAGUACGUCAGUCAUCGCGCUUUUGGAGGUCAUGUGUAGAAUUUUGUGACACGUAGCACGUGGCGCUUAAGACACGUGUCGGCACCAAUUUCUUAUCCUGAUAAAGAUAAAUUAGCAGACGCAAGUCAACAUUUAGUGUUUGAAUCGUUCCUGUUUGAGUUUUACUUGUCCCAUGCCUUAUUCCUUCUUCCUCCCGCUUUCCUUACCCAUUUCGUUUGGACUUCGUAUUUGUGCUCAGACCUGUUGGUAUCUAUUUCCUUGGUUAGUUAUCAUUUGUUUUGUAGCCGGUUUUUUAAACCACUCCCCAGGACCCACACAAUCUUGCAUAACACAGCAGAGCUUUUAAAAGUCGUAGGAUUUUCCCCCUGUCAAGUUUUCGGAACUUGCGUAUGCAAGUUGCGGCAUUUAGGGUGGCCAACUGGCUGGUUAACUCGGUUCUCCUGUAAAACAAACGCCAGGUUGCGAUGGCUCUCUCUCUCUCUUAAUUCGGCCUUUGCAGUACUUCUCACUUACCUGGGCUCCGGCCCGUUUUUUGGAUGCGUUAGCAACUUUUCUUCACACCGUCAAUCGCGCACAACGCCUGCCACUGCCAUAUGGGCGGAAGAAGAGUGGUUAGGUCGAUCUAGCCCGAAUCAAACGUCUAUUUUUCGUAAUUCGUCCUUAAAAUAUCACCAAGGACCAAUGGUUAUAGCCUAUAAGGUUUUCAAUCUAUGAGACAGUUUCGUCCUACUCGGGUCUGAGUCCGACUGCAAUGGCUCCCUCUUAUUUAAGUUUUUUGGUGAUCCUCUUUGAUGAGAAAUCUGUAACCCUCCUCAUUGAAAACUUGUUUAUGGGGGGUCGGGGACCAACAUGCGUACAGUAACCGGUCUCAUGAAAUGUUAGCCGGAUUUCGUAAAUGUGUUUUUAAUUGAGAACGAUUGCUUAUGUGGGGUUGUCAUAUUGAUUAUCAUGCGACAUAAUGUCAGAACAUUUCAGACACGCCGGGCUGGUGGCUCUUGAAUGCACUUCUUUCUCGCCACCCGGAGAAAACCGCACUCGGUAAAAAAAAUGACUACUUAAGUGGUGUGCAUUUCGAGGCCCUUAUAAAUGCGGAUAUUUUUUGUAGAAAAAGUACACAAGAAUAUCCUUUCUUGUAUUCAUUUAGUGGCCAAUCAGGUCUUCUUCAAAUUUAAUAUUAAAAGAAAAGGUACCUUUCGGUUUUAAAAACGUUCUUCAGUUCCCGAAUUAUUUUGAGCCUAGUUUGCAAUUGCAUUUACGUCCAGAGUUUUCAGUCUACAAUCUGUAUACUGUCCGUGUAGGGAAAAACACAAUCCCCUAAGCCGUUAAAAAGGUACCAUAUCAGGCUCACAGAAUUUUGCAACGCGUGUAUGAGGACCAUUACUAAACAGACAGAUACGAUGCUAUCUGAAUGGACAUUUCAGGGUCGUAAAUAAUCGCAUAAUUUGGAACUUUUUUAAACCAAUUUGAAAAAGACGUGAAAUGAAUACGAGGAAGGUUAUUUUUGUCCUUUUUUUCUACGGGAUAUACUUGCGUUUAUGACAGCUCGACCGUCGAUUUUUAUGAUGUACACCGUGUGCUCCACAAAAUAGUAAGUGAUAGGAGACUUGCGAAGAAUCUGCCGCAUUCUCCCCUCUUCUCCCACCCGGGCCCGGUGUCAUGACCGAGCCAAGAAGACCGGAAGCAGGGGAGGACGCAGGGGGCUGACACGGCGUAGAUCCGCACCUAGGUGUAUCACCACACCCACUAGCCCACAAUUAUCACUUGACCAGGAUUUUUACACAUCAAAGGUGGGUGCGGCACAACUCCCAAUCUGCGCGGCGUGAGCCUGCAACUGGGUUCGCCGCCACACCCCCAAAUGUUGGAGUUUGUUAUGGUUCACAUUCCCGAAACGCCUACUGGACUCCGAUCUAGCCCAUGUGUUGGUCCAACGCAUUUAUAAGGACAGCAUCCUGGCGUGUCUGAAAUACCACUGGAUUAUGCCGCCAAAUAAUCAGUAUUAAAAUUUCGCUUAAGUAAUCCUUUCUGAUUGAAAAUGCUUUUCAGAAUUUCAGUUAACACUUCAUGAGAUCGGUCAUUAACUAUAGGUGUGAUUUAAUCCUUACCCACACCCGCCUCCUAACUCCGUUUCGCCGUUGGAAUACUGUGUGGGAACGGGUAGUGAGAUAAAUGCUUCGAAAGUCUGUCUCACCAUGAGCAAGCCUUCGCCAUAGUCCAUUCUGCAUCCAACUGACAAUGGUGAACCUCGUCGCUUGGGACGUCGAACCAACGGCAUCAGUGCUGGCUUAAUCGGCUCCAAGAUGGGUGUAUCACAAACAGGUACCGCCUACAUGCUACGAUUGACGUCCUGAACACUGAAAAUCUUAUGGCUCAGUAUCCUCUGUCGGUCCGACCUAAGCUCAUCGACCCACUUCUUUACUUGGCGGUAGCGUCACCUGCGACAGGGGGUUUGAAUGAGCUCCUAAUCGUGUCGCUGUAGUGCGUUUCUAAAUCUUUGAGACAGUGGCUCUUUAUUGCAUCGCCAGAAGAGGACGCCUUCGAUCAGCGGUGAAAUGCAACACUCAGGAUUUGACUGAUCACUCAAGGCACCAGUCGUCGAAGCCCUCAAUCUUCCCCCAGACCAACAACGCAUUUAGGCCACGUUCCGCAGUCCUAGACUUGGACGACUUUUGUCGUCGCUUCAUGCAGUAAAAUCUUCGUCUUCGGCUGAACCUCAAGAUGGGCUCAUAGACACUUCCAGAGUCUGUAUGACGUGUUAUCCCUGGGAGUUUGUCACCUGACAUUGCCCUAUCUCCACCGAGGUUGACAGAGCACCCGAUCAACUUGAGUCCUUCCUCAUCCAAUAAAUGGGAGACUGCGGUGCAGAACCGUUGAGCAGCAUUUUUGCUUUCCCGCAGUUUAAUUUCGGGUUGAAUGUAUAAUAGACGAGGACCGCGCGGUGUCAUCGACACAACCAAGGCCCGAGACAAGUGGAUAUCGCUCUGCCUCGACGCUCUCCUGAGCAUAGAGUGCUUUUUAUAGAGCCGGAUUAAUCCCAGAGUUGAGGUGAACUUGCGGUGUCACACAACUUUGUCCGGUGUCAAUGUUGGAAGGGUACUCCCCACAUGCUUGAGCUUUUGUUGGCCUAAGUUGAUAGUGUGCCUUGAUAAGAUUUGCGGUUUUCAAAAAACGAAGAAUACGGUCAGCCUCCAUUGCCUUUUCGAGGACUAUUCAAUCGCUCUACUCAAGUGUUACAACGUGAUCAAGUGAGUUGAUACUCUUCAAAGCAACAAGCAGUCCGGGAGUACGACUCUUACUGACCGUGUUGUCUGAUAGCGCAGUGUCCUAAAGUUUUAUCCGCAGCGAUUCGGGCACGCUGCAAGUCACCCGCAAACUAAACAGUGUUGGUUGAUAUCUGGUCUUUGGUUCUGCGCUUUCUUCGACCUAGGUGCGUAACUAAGCCUCAACGAUUGCGCCACCUAAUAAGACCACUUCAUCAUUCAAGUAAGGCAUUUGAACGUCAUGGUUUUCCAACAAAGCAGGGUGGUUGCUAACGUCCUGGUGGGGACUGUUGACUGUUUCAUUGAGACGAAUCUCCUGACUAUCGAACUUUUCAGGCGGAAGGGCUUUCUUAUAACCCUUAAGGCUCAGAAUCAGUCGCGCUUUAACCAUCGUGAGCUCUGAACAAUGAUCACUGUCCGUCUCGACUCCAUCCAUUGAGCACCGUUUGAGGACCGUAAUUGUCUUGUGCUAACCAUAAGAACACAGCGACCCUGGCGUCAUCGGAAUUAAAAGUAUGGCGGUACCUAUUGUCCACCUUCGAUGAGAUAAUUGCUCAUCAGCACCAAGCAGAACUUUUCCCGCAGAUUGAUCAUAUUUGACUGCUGCUGCUUAACUGAUGAGGAAAUGACUUACCUCAUCAAUUGGAAAGCUAGUGACAGCUGUCCAAACCUUCUGUCUGGGUGACAGCUAGUUUUCUUUUUAGCUGAGGCUCCCUGAUCAUCCCUUCUCUUGGCUCAGUGUUUUUUUCUCCGUAAACAAACCAGCCACCUGGUCGUGGUGUCUGUAGAAACGUUAGUACAAAAUCUGGCAACCCAGGGGCAGGUCGAUGUGUCAACCGCUUGGAUUGAAGCUAUUGCUAGCUGAAUCCGCAGUAGUUGUCUAGAAGUGUCUUUGCUAUGAUGGCGGCUGCAACGACGUUGUGGAAAGCGGACAGAUAUCAUAAACUCGUUCGAGACACAGGGGCUGCACCCUAACUUUCAAAUGGCAAUGCAUGCUUGACGGGCCGCAUGCGCUUUAGACAUCAAGGGGGCCAUCAUUCUCCGCGGGAGGUCAGGCCGAAGGUCAAGCGACUGACACUUGAGACCUGAUUUUAUGAUGCCAGCACGAUAAACCGACAAUGUCGCUGCGGAGGAUCAGAUUAGGUUGACCAUGGUAGACUUAGGGAGAACUGCGCCGAUAUCUACCUUAAAUAGCCUUACAAUCAUCUAGAGAGAGGUUGAUAGGCUGUCAGGCUGAAUAACUGUCUCCGAAGUCCAACUAGGUUCCUCCAACGCCCCUGGAGAGCUACCAGUAUCACUGCCUGUCGCUAAGACAAUUGCCAUCAGUCAAAGUAACGCACGCGCGCACGCACGCACGCACGCACGCACGCAAACACACACACACACACACAAGCGCGCUCAGGAACACGCCAGACAAAUCCAGAAAGCCAUUUAAAGUGCUGGUCCCUUUCAUCAUACAGUUUAGUGGUCGGGAAUGGACGGUAGGUCCAGGCGGAAAGGUUUUCGGACAGUUAAUACAUCCGUGGUUUUCCGGUAGUAUGUCUUUUGACAGUUGCAGUAGGUGGCGUUUCUCGUGAAAUAUCAGUCAAAAUUCUGAAAUUUGACUACGGCUAAUUAUCUGGGGCCAUGAUAUCGAGAUAAGAUGUUUCACUUACGUCGAGGUGCUGACUUUCGAAUGAGCGUCACCUUCACAGUAGUGCAAAUUCUCUCCCUUUUAUUUUCGAUUUCUGAGCAUAUUUUACAGGACGCGGACACGAACACAUCCCCCCCCCAUGUGCUCAUCUUGUAAAAAAUUAUGUCACUAAAUUUUCUGCCCGAAGGUGGUGGGUUCUUUUCAGUUCUCGAUUAAUUUUGUAGCCGACCUGCCGUAUCACUUGCGUUUAGGGUCCCAUGCCUACAAACUUUACGCUUCCUCUUUAACGAAACCAUGUUACCAAGAAGGUACAACGCAGACAUCGUAAGAUUGUGCAACCACAAGGAGCUCUGAUAAAGGGACAGAUAAGAAGCCAUUUGGAAGGACGUUUUACGGUCUUAGAAGUUCCCAAAUUGCGAACUUAUCCAAACCGAUGGAUCCGCUUUCUUUGAGUGUGAAAUUUGAAUUAGGUGUGAUUUGUUUCAAAAUGAGUGAAAGGAGGGAUGCUUUUGUGCAUGUUGUCUAUAAACUGUUUAUGUAUUCAUUAAAAACAUCGAAAACAAAUGAGUAAACGCUUGCUACUUAGGUAUUCGUUUUUAGCGGCCUUACCCAUCCGCGAACCAACUCGGACGUCCUCAUCUCCUUUCCCCCUUCCCCCCAACUGUACAGUAGGUGUGCCACCUUAUGAAAUAUGUCUUCAAUUCGAGGUUGUCUAAGUGGGGUUGUGAUACUAAUGGUCGUGCAGCGUAAUCUUACACUUCACUUUGAUCCAACUGUGAAAAAACUCGGUGCCUCAGCGGGAUUCGAACCAACGACAGCAAGGGCAGGUUUUAGUACAGCCAACUUGACCCAAAUAUGAUUUAACUCGCGUCGUCCAGUGAGGCCUCGUAGUUCAGAUGGUUAGGGCGUUGGCUGUACUAAAGCCUCCCCUUGCUGUUGUGGGUUCGAAUCCCACCGAGGCAGCGACUUUUUCGCAGUUGGAUCAAAGUAAAUUACUUGCAAUCUGCCAGAGCGUCUCUAAUCUUACAGUAUUUCAGUCACACCAGGAUGCCGGCUUCUGAAUGAGCUUCUUUUCGGCCGUCUGCAGAAACUACGACAGCCAAAAAGGGACUAUCUGAGUAGUAUGAAUUCUUCCACUGAUUUUCAAAGCCCUUCUAAAAAUUCAAUUAUAUUUUAUAGAAAACGGGCAAAAAGUAUUAUUUAUAUAUUUAUUAUAUUAUUUAUUUAUAUUUAUUAUAUUAUUUUUAUUUUACUACUUUUUAUUAUUUAUAUUAUUAUAUUUAUUUUUUUCCGGUUUUAAAAAAUUUUCUGAUUAUGAGACCUAAGACCGUCCAAUGUUCAGCCAUAUAGCAUCGCACCAGCACACUUAUUAAUGCUACUUAGACGGUAUACAAUCUGGUCCACACUCAUUUGACAAUCUUAUGAGUGCUAUAUGAUGUCUUCCCAACAGCAUAGACAAGUAUACGAUAUUCCUUUGACGGAAUGUAUGCAGCAUUUAGUUUUGAAACCCUAAAUGCCGAUGUAACGGCAGAUGGGGCAAAAAAAUUGCUCGUGAAUUGAAAAUGUUGCCCUCUCUUCAGGUAGAAAUCUCAAAGAAGACCAAAUAAUUGAAUUUAUAAGGGCAUCGAGCAUCUAUGAAAAAAUCAUACUAAUUAUCAAGUCAUUUCUAUACAGAGUGUAGCUUUUGCAAAGAGCCGAAAAGGAGCUCGUUUAUAAGCCGACAUCCCGAUGUGACUGGAGUACUGUAGGAUUGUGCUGUACGAUCAUUAAUAUCACAAGCCUACUUACAUGAUCUUUUCGAAUCGAAGACAGUUCAGAAUUUCCGUUAACAGUUUAUGAGGCAACACAUCUACUGUAUAUCACGUUAGUCUCAUGUGUCUGAUAUUCUUGAAAGCCCAUCAUGAUAUGACUUACGCCAAGUCCUCUGCCCUUUAAAAGCACGAUUUAUGUCCUUCUUCUCUUCAGCCACUUGUUCUACGUCUGACGAAUCCCGAUUCUUCGCCCUCUUCCAGUCGUCCGCAUGUGAUUCACUGGUCGCCGGACACAGUGGACAACGAGUUUAUGGGGAAGAAAAAGUCCAAAUGUUGUUGCAUCUACGAGAAACCCCGAAACUUUGAUGAUCCAUCCUCCUCAUCCUCUUCCUCCGACGACAGUGAUGGCGAUGAUCCACGACCCAAGAAAUGUACUGAACACUGCCGCGGUCACACGCGUCACUGUUACACAAAGAAACUCGCCAAGCAGCAACACCGCGACCACGAGGAGGGAGGCUCCACUGUCGAUCCGGCAAACGCUAACAGCGGUCCACAUCCGGAACCCCUACCAAAUAACGGUCCCCCUGGCGAUCACACUCAUUCCUAG
Molecule: messenger RNA, 7696 nt
Organism: Spirometra erinaceieuropaei
Lineage: Eukaryota; Metazoa; Platyhelminthes; Cestoda; Diphyllobothriidea; Diphyllobothriidae
Source: the annotation of a GenBank genome assembly